AAAGGAGGGUUUCUCGUUUCUGCAAAAGCAAAAUAUAAAUUCAUUUAUUUAAUUUUAAUACUUAAAAAAAUUCUUUUGGGUGCUGUAUUCUUUGGCUAUACACUUAUACACUCUACACUGUGACAGAGAGUAAAAUUGAUAAAAAAAAAUGGAAGUUAAAGAGGCCAGCUGUAAAAUAGAAAUAGAAAAUAAUGAGAUAAGAGAUGUGUCUUUAGAUAUCUUUAAAACUGAGUUUGUGAAAGAACCCAAAGAAGAAAGUAACAAUGAUGCAUGUGAUUAUUUAGAAUCAACUGACAAUCCUGUAAAAACCCAAAUAAGACAAGAUGAAUAUACAGUUAUGUCCUUUGAAGCAGUACAACUAGAAGAUAAAAAAAGUUUUCUGCAGAGGGAGAUUAGAAUGGAAACUAUGAAGACAGCAUCUGAUUAUUCAUGCUAUGAGGAAUAUGUGAGUCGACAACCUGAAGAAACAACCUUAAACAAACCUCGGAUUGAACAAGGACCUUACAACUGUGAUGUUUGUUUUAUGCACUUUACUAAAGCGCGAUAUUUGCAAGUACAUUUGAAAACACACACUGAGAAAAAACCUCACGAGUGUGAAAUUUGUCUGAAGCAAUUUUCUCAGCAAAGCUAUUUGAAAAAGCAUUUGAAAAGGCAUUUGAUAAUGAACACUGGGAAAAAGCCUUACAAGUGUGAAAUUUGUUUAAAACAGUUUAGUGUAGCAGGUAAUUUGAAAAACCAUCUAAAAUUACAUACUGGGAGAAAAUCUUAUAAGUGCGAAAUUUGUCUUAAGCAGUAUUCUGAGCAAGGUAACUUGAACAGGCAUAUGAAAAUACACACAGGGGAAAAACUUCACGAGUGUGAAAUCUGUUUCAAGCAAUUUACUGUAGAAAAUCAUCUGAAAAUACAUUUAAGAACACACACUGGGGAAAAACCUUAUAAGUGUGAAAUUUGUCUUAAGCAGUUUAGUGUAGGAAAUAAUUUGAAACAGCAUUUGCGGAUACACUCUGGAGAAAAACCAUACAAGUGUGAAAUUUGUUUUAAGCAGUUUACUAUAAAAAGUACUUUGAAAAUGCAUUUGAGAAUGCAUACUGGAGAGAAACCUUAUAAGUGCGAAAUUUGUCUCUUGCAGUUUUCUCACCAAGGCCAUUUGAAGACCCACUUACAGAUACACACUGGGGAGAAACCUUAUGAAUGUGAAGUUUGUUUAAAGCGGUUUACUGUAGCAUAUUCUUUGAAAAUGCAUUGGAGAACUCAUACUGGGGAAAAACCUUACAAGUGUGAAAUUUGCCUCUUGCAGUUUGCUCAGCUAAGCCAUUUCAAAACGCAUGUAAAAAUACACACUGGAGACAAAUCUUAUAAGUGUGAAAUUGGUUUCGAGCAGAUUUAGUCCCAGUUAUAGUGAAGCGGUGAGCGCCGAGGAGAGCGUUAAGAGUCGCGUUGAUAGAGGUUGUAACGAAGCGGUAAGUAAUUUAUAGUGAAGCGUCGAGGAUCGCGGCGAGAAGAGCGCGAAACGUUUAAAAAUUAUGUUUCACUGAACAUAAUUUAAUGUUUAUACUGUAAAAUGAACAAUAAAGUUAAUAUCAAAAUUAAGAUUGUACUUAGAUAGGGGAGAUAUGCCUGAGACGGCAUAUUUUUUUUUAAAUGUUUUGUAAUCGAUAAUCGAUAGAGUUAGACAUGUAAUAAAAAUCAAAAUCAGUGCUAGGAACAUUUACAUAAAUAUAACAUUAUUUUUUAACAAGGUA
This is a messenger RNA of Diabrotica virgifera virgifera (western corn rootworm), 1742 nucleotides long. Its product is annotated as zinc finger protein 664-like. Bases 149 to 1387 code for a protein of 412 amino acids. Gene Ontology annotation, cellular component: nucleus. Lineage: Eukaryota; Metazoa; Arthropoda; Insecta; Coleoptera; Chrysomelidae. The transcript is spliced from 2 exons. The record is from RefSeq and is a predicted model, not a curated record.